UGGAAAUUUCGUGAUUGUUUUUAAUUUAACUAAAACAUACUUAACACUUGAUCUCAAAUGUUCAAUUCUUGAUAGAGAGCAUGUCGUAAUGAAAUAUAAUUUAGUAAAAAAAAAAAUGUUCAAUUCAAUUUCGUUAUUUGUAGGCGUUAUACAUUUGACUCAUAAUUAAGCUAUAUAGCUCUAUAGUAAAAUAUUCAAAAUUUUCUUGUAGAAUCGUUGAUUGCAUUUGAUCAAUAUUCAUCUACUUAUUUUUAACAUUAUUCCCGAUCGCAGCUGGAGUUCUUUUCAUUUUCUUCCCCUCUCCAAUUUGCAUGCAUUCCACUAGGCCACGGGAGGAGCAACAGGCAACUUAGCGUCGCCGCCGGCGCUGUCCUUCAUCUUCUGCAGCCUCUCCUCCCGAUGAUUCAAUAUCGCCUCCUUAACGUUGCCGUCCCCGACGAUGUGAACGCUGCCGCCGGCGGCGCCGCCGGCGCUCUUCUGGCCCUGCAGCCUCUCCUCCCGAUGAUUCAUGAUCGCCUCCUUCACCUUGCCGGCGGCGGUCCUGUCCACGACGGAGCACACGCCCUUGACGAGGCGCGGGACGGCGGGGAACUUGGGGUACAUCUCCUGCCAGCAAGAGUCGGUGAUCCCGCCGGCGGCCUGGCAGCACGUCUGUCCCAUCCCGAGGAUCUCCGUCCGCAUCCCCUUGUGGGCCUUCAUUCCCUGGACGCUGAACCGGGUCAGGAGCGAGGCGGUCUCGUUGACCAUCUUCAUGCAUCCCGGGAUCUUCCGGAGCGCGCCGAUGCACUGCACCGAGUUCAUCAGGCUGGGCUUCUGCUCUUCGGCGCCGAAGACGGAGCACGUGCCGCGGAAGAAGAGCGCCACGGGACACUUGGGGAACAUCAUCUUCCAGCAGACGUCGCUGACGCUGUUGAUGAUCUGGCAGCAGGCGGACCCCAGCUUCACGUAGCUGCCGCUGAUGUCCACGCUGGCUUCCCUGGAGGCCGACACGCCGCCGCUGAUGGUCGUGAAGGUCUUGUGGAUCUGCUCCCGGCAGCCCGGGACGCCCUUCAGCACGUCGCAGCACGGCGGGCUGUUCACGUCCGUCGGCACCGGCGGCGAUGGGUCUGUCGGUGGCGACGGGGUGGUCGGUGUCGGGGUGGUCGGCGCCGGCGGUACGUGGGCCGACGCGAUGGUGGCGAGGGUUAGUGCGAGGAGAGCCGCCGCCGUGAGCAUGGUUAGCUUGGAGGAGGUUAGUGAUGAUGAUGAUGACAUGGAAAUUGGGCCAGCCCGACAGAUUCGGCCAUGGCUUGGGUCAGCAGGAGGUUUAAGGCCCGCUCCGACCUAUUGGCCGUCGUCGUCCUCUUUCUUUCGCCGCAACUUCUUGAUCUGCAGCAGGAUUGAUUUAUUCUGUUCUUCUGUCCAAUUUUCCCGGAUGCCAAACAGAGCUUCCAUCCCGCCGCAGCCAUCGCCAAUAUGCUGAGAAGGAAACCCACGAAAAUCGAGGUGACAAUCGAAGACAAAGAAGAGAUUGAAGAAGCCCGCAGUCGUGCCGCCGCCGCCGUCGCCAUCCCUUCCGCCGCCGACGCUCUCGUCCGACUCCUCGAACGCACCCAAUCCAGCACCACCACCAACAACCCCGCCGCCCCCUCCAAAUCCCAGCGCAUCGGCCUCUCCUCCUCUUGAAAUCUCACCAAUGGAAGUCGAGGUCAAGCUAGGGCUUCCGGACGCCGCCGCACACUCCAAAUUCAAAUCCCUGAUUUCCGAAUUUCACAUCAAGACCGUCAACCAGCAGAAUCUCUUCUUCGACACACCCGCCGCCGCCCUCGCAUCCGAGCGCGCCGUCCUCCGCCUCCGAUUCCUCGACGGCGUCACCCGCUGCGUCGUUUCGCUGAAGGCCAGGGCCGUUUUGGUCGACGGGGUGAGCCGGGUCGAGGAGGAUGAGGAGGAGAUCGACCCCGUUCUUGGUCGGGCCUGCGCCGCCGACCCGAUGAAGCUGGGGUCGAUUGAUUCGAGGAUUGUGAGAAGGUGCAGGGAUGAGUUCGGCGACGGGAAGGAGAUGGGUUUCGUUUGCUUGGGAGGGUUUGAGAAUGUGAGGGAAGUUUACCAAUGGAGAGGGAUGAAGCUGGAAGUGGACGAGACUAAGUAUGCAUUUGGAGUGAGCUAUGAGAUUGAGUGUGAGAGUGAGGAUCCUGAAGGGGUGAAGAAGGAGCUUGAAUGGUUUCUGAAGGAGAAUGGGGUUGAUUACAAGUACUCUGAGAUGUCAAAGUUUGCUGUUUUCCGAUCUGGGAAGCUGCCGUAAGUCUGCCAAUCUCGAUCACUGUGGAAAUCUGUCCAGCGUGAUUGAUUCGGUCUUGAUCUUGAUUUUUCUGAUCGAAGAAAUCCACAUCGGCAGUCUUUGUUUCAUCUCGAUGUCCAUUAUCUUGCUUUGCUGAACCAGUUCUUGGUAUCCAUGGCCAUUUGCAGCCACUUGCAAUGUUAUUAUUACACUUUACAGCCUUCUGCAAUGUACUUCUGGGAAAUGAACUUUGACGAGUGCUUUCUCAAGUUGGAUAUAGACAUGAUUAGUACGCUAAGUAAAUGUCGGGCUAGUUGCUCUGGAAGUGUUGGUUUAAGUAUGGUGCUAAUCAUUGUUCUGCUGUGUUGGGAUGAUCAUUUAAGAUGGUAAUCUGCUGCCUCCAAUUCGAGGCUAGGAUCUAGCUUGGCUAACCGGUUAUAGAUUGAACUGCUUAUCGACCAAAUACCACCCUACG
Molecule: messenger RNA, 2732 nt
Organism: Linum tenue
Lineage: Eukaryota; Viridiplantae; Streptophyta; Magnoliopsida; Malpighiales; Linaceae
Source: the annotation of a GenBank genome assembly